AUGAACGAUGAAAUGACGGUAGUUAUAGAUGAACAAAAACAAGGUGAAAACAAUGAUCAUGACGAAGAAAAACAACGGCAAGAACAAAAUGAAAAAGGUAAAAUUCAAUCUCCAACUUUUUCUACAUCUAUGAUAGUUGCUCUUGAUGAUUCAAUUCAUUUGAAAGCGGAUAUAAUUCAUCGAAUGAAGCGUGAAGUAGAAAAUGACACUAAUCGAACUCGUUCAACAAAUCACAUCGAAUAUGAUUUGUCACAUGAUUCAAUUUUACCUCAUCGAAAACGUAUCCGACGUGAUUAUAGUCUAAAUAAAAAUAACAAUAUUUCAACAUCUCCUCGUGCAGAUGAACAACAACAACAACAACAGCCAGAUACAGUAACAUUUAAGAAUGAUUCAUUUGUUAUUAAUAAUUUAACAAACAAUCGCCAUACAGAAGAAAUGGACGAAAAUAAUAAUGAUGAUUCGUCUUCAUCGGAGAACUGUAGUGGACAUCAGCAGAUGCCAAAUAAUACUAACGAUAAUGAAUCAUUUUCAACAAAUGUUAAAUGUUCUUUGCCAGCCAAUGGAGCCACCAUGAAUGGUUUACUAAAUCUACCAAAUUCGUCUCCGAGUUCUUUAUUAAUAACAGACGAUCUCGAAAAUCAAACUCUACCGUUGAUAUGUUGCGUAUGUGGAGAUCGUGCAUCAGGUCGUCAUUAUGGUGUAUUGAGUUGCGAAGGAUGUAAAGGAUUUUUCAAACGAAGUAUACGUAAGCAAGUAUUGUACACAUGUUUGGGAAAUAAAGAAUGUCCUAUCAAUAAAUUUAUGAGAAAUCGAUGUCAGUAUUGUCGACUGCAAAAAUGUUUACAAGCUGGCAUGAGAAUUGAAGUUCAAAAUGAACGACGACCAUAUUCAAAUAAUAAUAAUAAUAAUCAUCAAAAUAGCAACGGCAAUGGAAAAUCAUCCGAUAAUUCAUUAAUAAAUCGAUUAAGAAAAAUAGAACCGAUGCCAAUGUCAAAGUUUUUAUCAUCGAAUUGUGUUUUGCCAUUAACAUCGUUAUUAUCUGGUUUCGCAAAAGCUACUGAAUUAUACGAGAAUACACAACAACCGCUCGAUACAUCUCCAAAUUCUAGUUCAACAUCUGUCGGUAGUGCUAGUGAAAGUCCAACAUACGUAAACACAAAUGGUCAAACAUACUCAGUUGCGUCAAUAUACAAUGAUCAAACAACCACAACAUCGUUAAGUAAUAGUGCAAAUACAUUGAAUGGUACAUUAGCAAAUGUUCGAAAAAAUUUAUCCUAUCCGACCAAUCUUAAUAAUAAUAACCAACAUUCACCGACUGUCAGCUCUUCUUCAUCAUCUUCUACCACCUAUUCGUCUCAACAAACAACUAGCACAUUACAUUCGAUUUUGAGUUCAAGACCAAGAUCACCAUUAUCAGCAACAAGUGUAUUUCUGACGCCUCCAUCAUCAUUGCGUUUUGAUAGUAACAUGAAACCAGAAAUAGAGAAUAAUAUAUCAUCAAACCCAGUAUUAGGAACAGCAACAAACAUUGAUGCAGCUAUAACAAGAGCAUUUGACAAUUUGGCUAAAGCAGCCAAUGUUAGUAGUAAUAAAAUGAAACGAUCAAUUGAAAAUGAAGUUAAAAGUAAUUUGAGCAUUGAACGACGUUAUUGGGAACAAGUUAAUCUAACACUUACUGAAUGUAAUUUAGGUCCAUUAAUCAAUGAAAAUUCGUGUUUAUUCACUAUCACUCCACCAACAAGUUCAACACCAGUUCAAUUAACGGAAAGUUUUAUAUGCGAAUCAGCUUCACGUGUUUUAUUUCAAUCAAUCUAUUGGAUUAAAGCAAAUAAUUGUUUUAAACUACUCGAUUCGAAUGUUCAGAUAAUUUUAUUACAAAAACAUUGGCUUGAAUUAUUUAUUUUGAGUCUGUUACAAUGUUCAAAUAUUGUUCUUUUACCAAAUAUUUUAACAACAUUGUUAACCAAAAAAAUGCCGGAUAAAAAAUCCAAACAAAUAAGUGAACAAUUAGGUAUAAUUCAAUCACUAGUCAAUGAAUUUGAACGUUUACAAUUAUUACCAAUAGAAUAUGCUUAUUUGAAACUAAUAAUUAUAUUUAAUACAGAUUGCGUUAAUUUUUUAUAUUCAAAUGGUAAACACCAUCAACAACAACAACAACAACAUCAGGCUUAUAUUUCAUCAAUGAUGCAAAAAGAAAAAAUUCAAGCUUAUCAAAUAUUAACGUACAAGGAAUUUCGAGAAUAUUUAAAUAAAACGUGUAUGAAUGAUCUAGAACGAUUAGGACGCUUAUUGUUAAAAAUACCAACAUUAAAGUGUUUACAAAUCUCAAUAAUUGAAGAAAUCUUCUUUGUCGGUCUAAUAGGCAAUGUUCAAAUUGACUCAAUAAUACCGUGUAUAUUAAAAAUGAAUUCCAGUGAGCAUAAUUUAAUUAAUCCAUCUUCUAUAUCAAAAUUUCAUCAUCCACAGCUAUCUCAACCAAAUACAAAUACAGAAAAUCAUUUAUUUUCUCCAUCAUUGUUAGUAACAACAAGAACACCAUUUUCCGAAUUUUAUCGAGAACAACAACAGCAACAAGUGAAAUGUGAAACACUUAUUAAUGAUGAUAGUGAACAAACUUAA
Molecule: messenger RNA, 2619 nt
Organism: Didymodactylos carnosus
Lineage: Eukaryota; Metazoa; Rotifera; Eurotatoria; Philodinida; Philodinidae
Source: the annotation of a GenBank genome assembly